AUGGAGUUAUGCAUUUCCAGAGGAGCAGCAGCUUUGCUCGUUAUUUGCUCAGGUUUUAGUCUCCUGUGUGUCUGCAGAGGUGAAGUCCCUCCUAAACCUACCGGAGUUGUUACUAUUGUUCCCCCUAUUAAGCCUGAUAAUGGACCCCAGGCCUAUCCAGAGGCUGAGAAAGCUAAUUUACCAGUGUUUACUAUGAACUAUCCAAGAAUACAGAUCCCCUUUGAGAUCACUCUGUGGAUGCUGCUGGCUUCAUUCGCCAAAAUUGGUUUCCAUGUGUACCAUAAGAUCACCAUCUGGGUGCCGGAGUCGUGCCUCCUCAUCAGCAUCGGUCUGAUAGUGGGUGCCAUCAUGCACUCCGUCCACGAGGAGCCCCCCGCCGUGCUCACCAGCAACGUCUUCUUCCUCUACAUGCUGCCCCCCAUCGUCCUCGACUCCGGCUACUUCAUGCCCACCAGGCCUUUCUUUGAGAACAUUGGCACGGUGCUGUGGUUUGCGGUGGUGGGUACUCUGUGGAACAGCGUCGGCAUCGGCAUGUCUCUGUUUGCCAUUUGCCAGAUCGAGGCGUUCGGCGUGCAGGACAUCAACCUGCAGGAGAACCUGCUGUUUGCCAGCAUCAUCUCGGCCGUGGACCCCGUGGCCGUGCUGAACGUGUUUGAGGACGUGAACGUGAACGAGCAGCUCUACAUCGUGGUGUUCGGAGAGUGCCUCUUCAACGACGCCGUCACUGUGGUGCUGUACAACAUGUUCAGCUUCGUGGCGGAGAUGCCGGUGGUGGAGCCCGUGGACGUGUUUCUGGGAGUGGCGCGGUUCUUCGUGGUGGGGCUCGGUGGGAUGGGCUUCGGCAUCCUGUUCGGCUUCGUGGCCGCCUUCACCACGAGAUUCACCUCCAAGGUUCGGGAAAUCGAGCCGCUGUUCAUAUUCAUGUACAGCUACCUGGCUUAUCUGGUCGCCGAGCUCUUUUCCAUCUCGUCCAUCAUGGCCAUCGUGACCUGCGCCCUCACCAUGAAGUACUACGUGGAGGAAAACGUCUCCCAGCGUUCCUGCACAACCAUCAGACACGUUGUCAAGAUGCUCGGCGCCAUCUCAGAGACCCUCAUCUUCUUCUUCCUGGGAGUCGUCACCAUAACAACGGAGCACGAGUGGAACUGGGGCUACAUCCUCUUCACGCUGCUGUUUGCUUUUGUUUGGAGAGGUCUGGGUGUCUUGGUGCUGACUCAGAUCAUUAACCCUUUCCGCACCAUCCCAUUCAACCUGAAAGAUCAGUUUGGUUUGGCCUACGGAGGCCUGCGAGGGGCAAUUUCGUUCGCCUUGGCCUUCACACUUCCUGACAACAUCGGCCGCAAGCAGCUGUUCGUCACCGCCACCAUCGCUAUCAUCCUCUUCACGGUUUUUCUUCAGGGCAUCAGUAUCCGACCUCUGAUUGAGUUCAUCAACGUCCGCAGAACCAACCGCAACCUGGGCACCAUCAACGUGGAGAUUCACUGCAGGCUGAUGGAGCACACCAUCGCAGGAAUAGAGGAUCUCUGUGGACAGUGGAGCCACUUCUACUGGAAGGACAAGUUUAUGAAGUUCAACAAUCGCAUCCUGCGUAGGAUCCUCAUCAGAGACAGCCGGGCUGAGUCCAGCAUCGUGGCGCUGUACAAGAAGCUGGAGCUGCAGAACGCCAUGGAGAUCCUGGACACGGUGUCUGGAGACAUCAGUGCUGCUCCGUCCAUCGUCUCUCUCUACGAGGAAAAGAAAAGUUCUGCUAAACCUAAGAAGAAGUUCUUGGCUGCUGAUCUGAGGAACAUGCACGACAUCCUGUCCAAGAACAUGUACAAGAUCCGGCAAAGGACGGUGGCGUACACAAAUAAGCACGCGCUGCCCAACGACAGCCAGACUAAAGAGAUCCUGAUCAGACGCCACGCCAGCAUCCGACGGAGCCUCCGACCGGGCAGCUUUCAGUCAACGAUGGUGCCCAAGUCACACAAAUACUUCUCCCUUCCUCCUGGACAGAGUCUGGAUCUAAAAUUUCCUCCUGGCAGGCUGAGCUACACAGAUGAUCAUGAAACCUUGUCAGAGGUCGCCUACCCGACCCGGCGCUCUCGGUCCAGCCGGCCCGCUCGCUCCUCCUCUAGAGCCAUGAUGCCUCUGCGCCGGCUGGACACCCUGACAGAAGCUCCCUCUGUGGACGCUGUGGGUGACGGUGGGAGGACGGAUCACGGCGUGUCCAGGACAGACUCCUCCUACAGCGACUCCCACGCUGCUCCUCGCCGUCACAUAAACUCCUCUGAUGAUCAGGACAGCGGCUCGGUGGAUAACUUAAGAAAUAAUCAUCACGAAGCACAAGAGGAAGAGGAGCAGCCUUCGUCUUCAUCUCCCGUCUGGGCUGCUGAACCCAGAGACGGCACGACUAGAAACCCUCUGCUCAGGAGGCCUCAGUGGAACCCCAAGAAGAAGUAAAAGGCUUCCUGGGCUUUCAGCAGCAGCUGGUCUGCCACCGAGUCUCUCUACAUUCAAACCACUUUAAGGCCACGUGAGCUAACUCUGGAGGGCCUCAUUUCUUAUUAGAAGUGAACCAAACUUCAAAGUAAACCACAGAGGACAUGAAGAAGAAGAGGAGGCACAUCAGAAGGUACUGUACGUGAAUGUGAUUUAAAAUGCUUUUAUCUUCCUGUAGGAGCUUUUUUAACAUUUGAAGGUCAUGCUAAUGAAACUAUUUUAUUGUGAAACGGUAAUGUUUUGUUGCUUACGUGUAAAUAUGAUAGUUUUUCUGUAUUUUAUUACCUGUAAUGUGUAACAGUUAAACGACAUGCUGUUGCUAUGCAGCACAAAGUUCAGUAACUGGAGGCUUUCUGAAUGUCUGUGACUCUGCUGGACCCUCUGGCCAACUUCUGUUGUUAUUUCCGUUUCUGUAAUAAAUUUUCUAUGUUG
Molecule: messenger RNA, 2913 nt
Organism: Acanthochromis polyacanthus (spiny chromis)
Lineage: Eukaryota; Metazoa; Chordata; Actinopteri; Pomacentridae
Gene: slc9a2
Product: solute carrier family 9 member 2
Exons: 13
Coding region: 1-2442 (813 amino acids)
Biological process (GO): sodium ion transport; regulation of pH; proton transmembrane transport
Cellular component (GO): membrane
Molecular function (GO): sodium:proton antiporter activity
Source: RefSeq, a predicted model, not a curated record